AUGGUGUUAAGGGCCAAGUAUUUUAAAAAUACUGAUGUGUUGAACUCAAAGCUGGGCUAUGGACCUUCUAUGAUCUGGAGAAGCAUAUGGGGAUCUAUGAAAUUGUUGAAGGAAGGGCUUGUAUGGAGAGUGGGUAAUGGUUUAAAUAUUAAAGUUUGGGGUGAUAAAUGGCUACCCAAUAAACCAUCUCAUCGAGUGCAGUCUCCCAUUAAAUUUCUGAAUGCUGAAGCAAAGGUGACAGAGUUGAUUGGGAAUGAUGGCAAGUGGAAUAGAGAGGUGGUGAAGGCUACUGUUAAUGAGGAGGAAGCUGAAGUCAUCUGCAACAUCCCUAUGAGCUAUUCUGGGUUGGAGGACAAAAGAAUAUGGGCUUACUCUAAGAAUGGGUAUUAUAGUGUAAGGAGUGCCUACCAUCUUGAUAUUAGUAGGAAGAAGGAUUCAAAAGGGGAGCCAUCUGAUGGGAGGAAGAUCAAAGAAGGGUGGAGAGAGUUGUGGCAACUUAAUACCUCGGGAGUGGUUAAAAAUUUCUUAUGGAAGGCUCUUAAUAACUGUCUUCCUACCAAUGAGAACCUAUACAGAAGAAAGGUGGUGAAGAAGCCAGUCUGUCCUAUUUGUUUAAGAGAAGAUGAAACUGUUUGCCAUGUCUUAUGGAGCUGUCCUGCAACAAUGGAUGUAUGGGCUGAGAAGGAGAGUCCAGUGCAGAAGUGGAAGUCAUCUGAGGUGGAUUUGGCUGAGGUGUGGAGGAAAUUAAUAGCUGAAUUGCCUCUGGAUAGUAUGGAGAUGGUAGUAUCUGUCAUGCGAUAUAUAUGGCUUAGAAGGAAUGGGUGGAUUUUUGAAAGGAAGUUUACUAGCCCUGGGAGUGUAUUGCAGCAAGCAAGAGCAAAUCUUAAUGAGUUCCAACAAGCACAACAGAAAGGGAUAGAGCGAAAUAAAACUGCUGCAGUGGAGAUGGGAAGCUCCAAAAGAAGGCUUUGUGAAGAACUCAACAUACAAAAGGCAGUGCUCGAGGGUGACUCUUUGGAGGUGAUUAAAGUUGUGAAUGAUAGAGAGGAGUGCUUGGAAUGGCAUGGACAGAUUAUAGAAGAUAUUAAAGGAAUUCUUUGUAUACAUCCAAAUUGGAUUCUUAAACAUACAUUUAGAGAAGGAAACAGAUUAGCUCACUUCCUUGGCCAGUUUGCUAUUAUGUUUAGUGAGGAGUUGGUAUGGAUAGAGGAUGGCCCUGAGGGGUUUUUUUCGAUUGUAUUACAGGACAAGAUUUGUAAUGAUACUAUUACUGAUAUAUGA
This is a messenger RNA of Juglans regia (Persian walnut), 1281 nucleotides long. RefSeq lists its product as uncharacterized. Gene Ontology annotation, molecular function: RNA-DNA hybrid ribonuclease activity; nucleic acid binding. Bases 1 to 1281 code for a protein of 426 amino acids. The record is from RefSeq and is a predicted model, not a curated record. NCBI's taxonomy places the organism in Eukaryota, Viridiplantae, Streptophyta, Magnoliopsida, Fagales, Juglandaceae. The transcript is spliced from 2 exons.